AUAGUGUCAUAUUAUGUAAGCAUGAUGUUCUCUCGUUGAAGAGCGUAAUCUUUGAAACUUCCAUAAAAACUGGAAACAGAACUUUGCAAAUUUAUUGUGCAAUUUUUAGCGCAAUUUUGAAUCUUUAUUGACAGUGACUUUUCUUUAAUCAUGAUUUUGAUUCUAAUUAAAGGAACAAUACGUACAAGAUAUACAAUAAGUGAAAUCAGACUUAUAUAAAAUUAAUGAAUUAUUUUGGAUGUGAGGACAGAAAUGCUAUAAAAUACAAGUAUUUACAUUAUAAUUUUGCAAAACAAAGUAAUGAUUAUAAAAAGGAUGGACAAAUCCUAAAUCUUUACAAAUCUUAUACAAUCAGUUGAUUGUUAUUACACGCGCUACGAGUAUUAUAUUCUCAAGAUGUGCGUUCAGUAUUCGUCAAAUUUUCCUCUUCGUUAUCAAGCAAUUAAAUAUUCCUUUGGAUUUAUUCAUAGCGCCCGUUUGCGUAAUUAUAAUCGUUUUGUUGAGUGAUCGGAGAAAAUACAUUAGCGAUGCGGUCGCAGAAAGAACGAUGUGGCCGGACGUCGCCGGUAAAUCUUACACGUUUCGUGAUCGCUUCAAAGUGAAGCUGCCGGCAGUAAACGAAAAGAAGAGGGGAGGGGAAAACGAGCCGGCGUGCUGUAAGAUCCUCGCCCUGUUUCAUCACCGUAAGCCUCGGGAUCCGCUUCGUGCGGGUUCCAGCGCAGCCUCGUCGGUACCCUUGCUCGAUAUGGGCGCCAGAGCAUGGGACUACGAGGCCUUGCCGGAACUCCAGACUUCUGCAGCGGUCACGCCGACUUCGACACCACCGAAUGCGUCUCAGCAAAAGGCGCCCAGGGUUUAUUUUCAAGCAGAGAAUCUGGCGUCCACUAGGCGAAGGAGCAGUUGUAGGCUGCUGGCACCGCAGCAGUCUUGCAGGAGACGUAGCCGGAGCAUGAGCGCAUGGAGCGACCUGUCCAGGUCGUCCUUCAGAUUGGAUGAAAGAGUUCGCGUUGAGUAUUAUGUGAACGAGAACACAUUCAAGGAACGUCUACAGCUGUACUUCAUUAAGAAUCAACGUUCGAGCUUGAGGAUACGACUUGCCAAUCUCUUCUUCAAGCUUUUAACAUGCUUUCUGUAUAUAUUCAGAGUUAUUACGGACAACGAUCCAACGUUCGCAGCAUGUUACGGUUGCACACCCGGCAACAAGACCGAGUUUCUUGCGUCGCAGAACUUGACAGAGGAGGAGUUUCAGGAGCACCCGACCAUCAAUUGGGACGCUAUCCUGUGGGUCAGAAGACCCUUAGAGUUAUGGGUUGUCCAAGUGAUCUUGGCUAUGGUAUCGUUAACCGAGGCUUUGCUACUUGCCUACCUCGGUUACAAGGGAAAUGUCUGGCAGCAGCUUCUGUCUUUCCAUUUCAUCCUGGAACUGGUCAACACAAUCCCAUUCACAAUUACGUUAUUAUAUCCGCCAAUGAGAAAUCUAUUCAUUCCGGUGUUCCUAAAUUGCUGGUUGGCAAAGCACUCUUUGGAGAAUAUGUUUAACGACCUACACAGGGCAAUGCAGAAAUCUCAAUCGGCAUUGAGUCAACAGCUGAUGAUCCUUAGUGCAACGUUACUGUGCCUUGUCUUUACUAGGUGAGUACUUUUAAACACAA
Messenger RNA from Pogonomyrmex barbatus (red harvester ant), 1652 nucleotides. RefSeq names its product potassium channel subfamily T member 1. Gene Ontology annotation, cellular component: plasma membrane. NCBI's taxonomy places the organism in Eukaryota, Metazoa, Arthropoda, Insecta, Hymenoptera, Formicidae. The record is from RefSeq and is a predicted model, not a curated record. Gene Ontology annotation, biological process: potassium ion transmembrane transport. Gene Ontology annotation, molecular function: outward rectifier potassium channel activity; intracellular sodium-activated potassium channel activity.